GAUGACGUCCGGCGGAAGCCCGGGGGUGAGGGGGGGUCAAAGGUCACCGGAGAGGGACGGGCGGGAAAGUGAUCGGGCUUCGGGGUGAAAGGCCGCCAUGGAGCCCGGCGCCCGCCCGGCCAAGCGCAGCAGCGGAGCCGGCGAGGCCCCCGCGGAGCUGGGGGGCUCCCCCAAGCGCGGCCGCUGGGCCCCCCCCCACCCUGCCCACGGAGCCGGCCCUCUACGAUGGGCCCUUCCCCUUCUACCGCCGGCCGGCCGAGGAGGGACGCUUCUCCCUGGACGCCCAGCGCUGCUACCACCCCGACGCCCGCCAGCUGCGCUACUUCGCCCCGCCCCGCGCCGAGCGCCCCGAGCCUGCCUUCGACCUGCGGCACGGCUACCGUGACCUCUACGUGCGGCGGGACGAGGGCCGGCGCGAGGGGCUGGAGCAUCUCCUGCAGUGGGUGGCCGGGAACCGGGACCGGCUGCGGUCCCAGGGCGACGCCGCGGGGUGAGCGAGGGGCAGGCCGAGAGCCCCGGGCCAGCAGGGGCUGCUGGGGGGCUCCCCGCUGAUCUCGGGGGCGCCCCGUGAACGCAGAUUUCGUGACCUGGCGGGGGCACCUUACCAAGGUACUGACGACGCCCUACGAGAGCCAGGAGGGCUGGCUGCUGGCCGUCAGCCUCUUCCGGGGCACGCUGUACGUGAGUGAGGUGGAGACGCCGGCGGCCCGGCAGCAGCGGGAGCAGCGCUCCGACAUGCUGCAGGAGCUGGCCUACAUGGGCUACAAAUUCGAGCGCUACAUGUGUGCGGAGCUGGGGAGAGAACCCAGGCGUCCUGUGCCUGUCCCCCCAGACACCCCGGACGGGAGCCCGGACCCCACGGGGGUGGUGAACACCAACGAGGCAUUCUGCACGGUGGUGCGCACACGGCUGGGCUCCCACUCACUGCUCUUCGCCGGGGAGGUGGACUGCGCCGACCCCCGUGGGGCCUGGCCCGAGCCCCCCGCCUGCUACGUGGAGCUCAAGACGUGCAAGGAGCUGCACAGCCCCGCUCAGCGCAGGAGCUUUUAUAGGUACAAGCUGAUCAAGUGGUGGGCGCAGUCCUUCCUGCCCGGCGUCUCCCGCAUUGUGGCCGGCUUCCGUGCCCCCGACGGCUCUGUGGCCACCCUGGAGACCUUCGAGACCAUGAAGAUCUUCCAGCUGAUCCGGGGCGACCGAGGCUGCUGGAAGCCGGCCGUGUGCAUGAACUUCUGCGAGGCCUUCCUGGCCUUCCUCAAGAAGGUGGUGACAGAGGAUGAUCCCCAACUCGUGCACCUCUUUGCCUGGGAGCCCGGCCGCCCCGUGUCCUACACCCGGCACCAGGGCGCGGAGCACGUCUUCCUCCCGGCCUGGUACGUGGAGACCAUGAGCGGAGGAAAGAGUCCGGACUGAGCCGCCGGGGGGAGGAAUGGGGGGGGG
Molecule: messenger RNA, 1437 nt
Organism: Caretta caretta (loggerhead turtle)
Lineage: Eukaryota; Metazoa; Chordata; Testudines; Cheloniidae
Source: RefSeq, a predicted model, not a curated record